Messenger RNA from Eriocheir sinensis (Chinese mitten crab), 6943 nucleotides. RefSeq lists its product as uncharacterized. Gene Ontology annotation, biological process: microtubule-based movement. The coding region runs from base 1296 to 6206 and encodes 1636 amino acids. NCBI's taxonomy places the organism in Eukaryota, Metazoa, Arthropoda, Malacostraca, Decapoda, Varunidae. Gene Ontology annotation, molecular function: microtubule binding; microtubule motor activity; ATP binding. The record is from RefSeq and is a predicted model, not a curated record. The transcript is spliced from 19 exons.
UCCCCUUCCCUUCACUUCUUUAAAAUUUCCCUUCCCUUCCCUUUCUGUCUCUUUCCCUUUCCUUUAUUUCCCUUCCCUUAAAUUCCCAUUGUGUCUUUCCCUUCCCUUCCCUUAAUUAAUUAAUUCCCUCCCCUCGAUCCCCUUCCCUUCGAUCCUUUUCUGUCUCUUUCCCUUCCCCUUCUGUCUUUCCCUUCCCUUCACUUCCUUAAAAUUUCCCUUCCCUUCCCUUCACAACCAUGGAGGUAGAAUUGGUGGAGUCGACAUCAGCCCAAUUCACCCGAGCUGUCAUUUUUACGGCCAGGUGUCAGGUGUUGUCAGGGCAGGUUAAUGGGCUCGGCCAGGCUCGCCCACCCCAUCUUUUGGCCGUAAAUUUAACAGAUCGUGGCGUCACCUCAAUGAAUGGGAUUAGCGGGCCGUGUCGACUCCACCAAUUCUACCUCCAUGUCAAAAGAAGAAAAAGAUCACAACCAUGGAGGUAGAAUUGGUGGAGUCGACAUCAGCCCAAUGUACCCGAGCUGUCAUUUUUACGGCCAGGUGUCACACUCUGUCCUGCCUGGGGGUUGGGCUGGCAUGUUCCUCCCUUCUUCUUUGUUGUUUACCUGCAACAAUAAAUUAUCGAUCAAUCAACCAUUAGCGGGCCGUGUCGACUCCAUCAAUUUUACCUCCAUGACCACAACAAACACACGUGGCGCCAGGCUCACCCCCUGGGGCAUUACGUAACACUAUAUUAUUUGUCUCCCUGAGGUCAACCGAGGUCAACCAGAGACACAGACACAAGAGAGAUUAACCAAAAUACAAAAAUAAUCAACGAGAAGGCAGAAAACGUAGGAGAAAACAAAGGAGUGAGGCAGAAGUGGAUGACCGACCCACCACACCGUCCCUUUUGACCUCCCGUGACCUGACCUCGAGGUGCCAGGGGUCAUGACAGGGCGUGGCACCUCCUGGACCAUGGACGAACAGGGUCGCCUCUGGAAGGACUGGUGGGCUGGAAGGUCAAGGGUCAAAGGGAGGUCAUUCAGCUACACCCAGAGACCAAUGAGCCGUGUGGAAGGAGUUUUGUUUUCGAUCAAGUGUUCGUGUAUCCUCACCCCAAGACCAUCUACACCGAGGCCAUACAGAAAGCCAUACGCGUCUUCUGCACCCGCCAGCGCAGCCUUGCCGUCGUCUUCUAUGGGGCCGCACACACAGGUAAGAAUUGGUACCUGAGUGGAGCCGAGGGACAUCCCCGGGGCAUCCUACAGAGGUCCUUCGCUGACAUCCUGGCCUACCUGAAGACUGUCCGGACUUGCUAUUGUAUGCUGAGAGUCUCGUAUGUGGAAAUCUUCAAUGAGAGAGUGGAAGACCUCCUUACAACAUACUCUUAUGGGGGUGUUGACGGCAGAUCCCCCAACAGCCCCGAACAGCCCGCUGCAACCCCGCCCCGCACCCCAGGACACCCCCAGCCCCUGCCGCCCCCGCUGAGGCUGGAGAGGGAUGCGGCGGGGCGUGUGGUGUGGUGUGGAGCGCGGGAGGUUACUGUGGCGAGGAUGGAGGAGCUGGAGGAUCUGUACGCCCUGGGCCGCAGCGAGCACCUCCUAAGGGCACACAGGACCAAGGGCAGACAGGAAGCCGCCCAUCAAGUCUUUAGAAUCAUUCUCGAGACAGUUCCGCGCUUCACCGACUAUCCGAGCUGGGAGAGCGUGUCUGUGUGCGUGUCCUUUCUCGACUUUGUGGUGGUGGGCGGGCUGGAGCUGCUGCCUACCCUAAGCAGUGUGACAGAGGAGCUGAGGGGCGGCCCACCAGUCACUCGGUCACUCUACGCCCUCCACCAUUAUGUCCUGGAUCAUGCGCCCGCCAAGAAUGCGCUGUAUGACGGGCGGCAGACCACGUUGACUCGGAUCCUGAGGGACGCACUGGCAGGUGACAGCCACUCCCUCUUCCUGUGUACCUGCAGCCCUCGCCACACCCAGCACACCCUCCACACACUCAGGUUCGGGGACGCCGCCAAGUGGUUGUUGCAGCACCCCACACGGCGCACCUACAGCAACAGCCUCCUGCACACCACCAUCAGGCAGCUCCUCACGUGCUACCAGGCUGCCAGGAGGGGGCUGAGGGGGAAGAAUAAAACCAUCACCACCACCACCACCACCUCCACCACCACCACACUAGAUGAAGAAGAGGAAGAUGAAGAGGAGGAGGAGGAGGAGGAGGAGGUGAAGGAGGAGGUGGAGGAGGAGGUACAGAAGAUGAUGUCCCUAGCAAGUAACAUCUUCCCCAUCAACACAAGGAAGAUGAAGGUGGAGUCCGAGGAGGAAACGGUGUUGAAAAAAAGAGGACGGCCGAGGAAGUGCCCCAUCAAAAUCAAGCCCUUCGUCCCCCUCCGUCAGGCCAAGAUAGACUACAUCGCUCUCUGGAAGUCCCACUACCUUGACUUCUGCCAUGGGAAAGAUGUGGAGAAGAAGAGGAAGAAGAAGAAGAAGGAGAGGAAGGAGGAGAAGAUUGAAGUCAUUGAAGAUAUGGAAGAAGAGGAGGAGGAGGAGAACGAUGAGAUGAAGAAGAAAGAGGAGGAGGAGGAGGAUGAAGAAGAGAAUGAAAUAAUACUAGUAGAAGACAAGGAAAUGAAGAAGAAGAAGAAGAAGGAGGAGGAGGAGGAGAAAAACAAGGCGAACCAAAAGGAGGAGGAGGAAGAGAACUAUGAGAUAACAAAGAAGAAGAAGAAGAAGAAGGAGAAGAUGGAAAAGUUCUUCAUGGCUGCCCAGUAUGACCUGACCACCACCACCAAACCUAAGCUCACAACACUGUACAGGAUUGGCAGCCUAAGGGAAUCCGAUCCUAACUCUUACUACGGAGGGUAUCUGAAUGCCUUGAAGAGGUGGAAGGAGGAGGAGGAGAAGGAAGGGCUUAAAGAGGAGGAUAGGGAGAGAAAAGAGAAUGAAAAGGAGGAGAAGGAGGAGGAGGAGGAGGGAAAGGAGGAGGAAGAAGAAGGUUUUAGAAAGGAAGAAAGGGAGAGAAAAGAGGAGAAUUUGGAGGAAGAGGAAAAGGAGGAGGAGGAGGAAGAGGAAGGGUUUAGAAAGGAAGAAAGGGAGAGAAAAGAGGAGAAUUUGGAGGAAGAGGAAGAGGAAGAGGAGGAGGAGGAGGAGGAGGAAGGAAUGAGAGACAAAAAGAAGACAGAAGAAACCAGAGAAGAGGAAGAGAAAGAGGAGGAGGAGGAGGAGGAGGAAAGAGAAAGAAGGAAAAGGGAAAGUACAAGACCAAAAGAAAGAGGAAAUAAAGAAAAUGAGAAUAAAGCAGAGAAGAAGAAGAAGGAGAGAGAGAGAGACAAUGCCACAAAGCCAGAAGAGAAAGAGAAGAAGGGAAGAGAAAGAGAAAACAAACAGAAGAAGAAAGGAGGAGGAGGAGGAGGAGGAGGAGGAGGAGAGGCAAGGAUUUAUCUGAAGGGGACGAUUACGAUAACAAGAAGAUGGGAUGUUUGUGUGGAUGGAGUUAUGAAGCAAUUCUUGGACCCAGAAUAUCAGCUCAAGGAUUACAGGCCCAAGAAGGUGUCGUUCAGCCUGAGCAACCUGGUGUACCGUGAACCCAAGUGGAAGCUGGAUGACGGCUAUGUCCACUUGCUGCGCCUCAGCCUGUGGAUACAGUACUUCAGACACAGCCUGGCACAGCGGGCCAGGGACGGGAGGCUGGUGUACGCCAUGCCGGACUUCAUCUCGCUGAAGGAGGUGUUCCUGGACAUCUUCCUCACCCCUUACCGGCGGACUGCUCGGCUUUGGCGACUCAAGGCUGUGUCGUACGAGGAUGGGCGUGUGUACCUGCAGAGUGACGUCACCAUGGCGCGUCAGCCUGAGAAGCUGAGUGCCAGGGCGGCCCUCACCACACACCUGAUGGGCCACCUCCUGCCGGACACAGCCACCAUCAGCCCUACCACCAGCACCACAGAGAAGCGAUCGGUCCCCUUCCCAGGACAAUACUGGCAGGUCUACUGGGGCGAGGUAGACGGUCUAGGCUUAUGCUACUCCUCGCAAGUGGAUUUACUAGACCGGGCCUCACAGUUCAUGCAAGAUUGGGCCCCCUCCUCCUCGUCUUCUUCCUCUUCCUCCUCCUCUUCCUUCCCGACCCCAGCCAUGUGCCAGCUCUUGAAGGUGUUUUCCAUGAGGCAUUUUAUGUAUAGGACGCAGCUGUAUCCUCCGCCCAGGGAUACGAAGGCGUGGAAGGAGCGGAUGUGGUUCACCUUGCUGGAGUGGUGGGCAGACUACCAGUUCGGGAGGGUGCCCAGCAUUAUCGGAGGGGAGCUGGAGGGGGAGGAGGUCACGGCUAUCAGGCUGUUUUGUGCCCAGACGCUGCCACAGUUAGCAGAGGCCUGGUGUGAGAAGCCCGCCUGGGACCCCACACUCGGCGCACACUACCUCUCCUCACUCCUGCGCUUCGUCAAGUAUUGGUGCAACCGCUGGAUGCGCGAAACACUCUCCUUUGAGCUCCAACCGAACGGCGACGUACUCUGCUGUCGGAGGAAGUUCAAAAUCGCAAGCCAGCACUUCCUCGUCGACAACAUCCUCCCGGACCAAUACGUUAGGGACCUGUACCCCGCCCCGCCCCGGAAACCCAAACCGAACUGGCCGGGGAAGCGAGGGCGGAAAUACAAGCCGUCGAUUGUCGUGGACGUAAAGCGACCCCGGCGGAAAAUGUGCUACUGGAAGCUGCCGAGGUUUUCCGAGGUUGAAACGGGAACGCCGGACAUGUCGCCGCCUCGGUUCGUCUUCAGGCCCGGGACGAGUAGGGACAAGAGGACGGGUUUUGACAAGGGGAUUGAUUUUGAUAGGGGUCGGAAGGAGAGUGCGGGAAGUGGAUGGGACGGGAAUGUACUCAACUUGACGCCUCCUAAGACCUCCCGAAACCCAAGACGGACAAACAAACGGACGCAGAGGGACGGAAAGGAACGAGGACCAUCUGGGGACAAGAGGACAGCUGGGAACAAGGGGGACAGAAAUGAAUGGGGCGGUAACACAAACAACCGCACACCGCCAAAUCGCUUCCCAAAUCAACCGAAAACAAAGACGAGGAUAAACGAGAACGGAGAGACUGAUGAUAACAGAAGAGAGGAAGAAGAAGGGAAGAGAGAUAGAUGGGACGGCCUCACACACAAGACACAGAUAAACGAGAACGGAAAAGAGCGGAAUAGAGUGACUGACGAUGACGGAAGAUCAGAAGAAGAAGGGAGUGACAAAGAAGGAGACAGAGAAGGAUCGAACACUAACACACAAAAUCAAACACCUUUUCCGCCUUUCCCGAACCCCCAAAAAACAAAAAUAAAUCACGCAAAGCCGAGAGACAGGCCACGAAACAGACCGCCCCCGCCAAAGCCUAGGGUCUAUUUGGGGCUUCCGAGAGGGCUGACGAGACCCCAGACCAGCCGGUGGGUCGACAAACGCGCUCGGGACUGGUAUAAAUCGAGUCUUCCCGGCGAUGUCUUCCCGAAACCACUGUUAGAUGAGGAGGAGGAAGAGGAGGAGGAGGAGGAGGAGGAGGGAGAAGAGGGAGAUGAGAUGGAGAAGUACCUACGUAAUCUCCUAUUUUCGUCCGCGUCGUCAUGUUCGGAGACAGAUGACGAGAGGGAUACUGAAGCUACGGAGAAGCGACUUGACGAAACACUCUUCAGGCCCCACACAGAAACACUAACGGAACCCAAACUCGUUGAACGCAAGCCACAGCAACACCACAAGAGGGCGACCCAAGCCGAAACUAACCUAACUGCCGGAACGCUUUUUACGUCAACACCAGAAACGGCAACGCAACACAAACUCGGCGAUCGCAGGCUAAGGCAACACAGCAAGGGAGCGUCCCAAGCCGAAACUAACCUAACCGCCGAAACACUUUUUACGUCAACACCCGAGACACCAACGCAACACAAGAUUGGCACGCGCAAGCCCACGCAACGCAGCAAAACACUGAUCAGCGAGGACGACGGCGCUUACGAAACACUCGAAAAAUACACGUUGCCGAUCAUUGACGCUCGGCAGCAGAAGAUCCCUCGUCUGAAGGGCCUACAGCGAGUGCCGAAAAUCCUCCCAGUGCCUCCCGUGCCCGAAGACGACGGUAGUUACGUAAAGAAGAAGUGGAGUGGCGAUAAGGGUGACGAGGGAAUUGUUUAUAGGGGUAAUUUGAGCCUUGAAAAGAUGAUGUGUAGAAGGGAGAGUGAGGAGGAGGAGGAGGAGGGGGUGGUGGGUGUGCUGUGAGGAUGGGAUGGAGGGAGAGAGGGAGAGAGAAGGGAUUAGGGAGAGAGAGAUUGGAUGAAGGAAGGAAGGAAGAGAACGGAGAUGAGAAAGAUGAAGGAAGGAAGGAAGGAAGGGAGAGAAAGAACAGAGAAGAAAGGAAGGAAGGGAAGAAAUAGGAAAGAAAGGAAGAGGAAUGGAGUAUAGAAGGAAGGAAGGAAGGAAGGAAGAGAAGGGAGAUGAGAAAGAUGAAGGAAGGAAGGAAGGAAGGGAGAGAAAGAACAGAGAAGAAAGGAAGGAAGGGAAGAAAUAGGAAAUAAAGAAAGGAAGAGAGGAAUAGAGAAGGAAGGAAGGAAGAGAAGGGAGAUGAGAAAGAUGAAGGAAGGAAGGAAGGGAGAGAAAGAACAGAGAAAAGGAAGGAAGGGAAGAAAUAGGAAAAAAACAAAAGGAUAAGAUUAUUAGAGGAAGGAAGGAAAAUGAAGAAACAGAUUAAAAAAAAAAAAAAAAAUACUACCAUGUUACUACGACCAUAUGACAAUCUAAAUCACCAUGUUACUUUUUGGUACUUAAUUUCCUUAUGGUAGAAGUGUUACUUACGACUUUGAGAUCAUUUAAGUUACCGAGGAAAUUAUACUUUUGUUAAUUUAUUUUUUUGUACAUGGAUAGAAGAUACAUUGUUAACUUGGCUAAAGGAACGGAUUAAGAGGAGUAUAUUUAAGAAUGGCUUUUACAAACAUUGGUAAAUAUAAAAUGUUCUCUCA